GUCUAAGGUCAGAACACUAUGUUGUCCCCACCAAUAUUUCACAAGCAAGGGGAGGAGAUCCUCGCAGGCACAAAGGAGCAGCAGCACCGUGAAAACCCAGCAUUCCGGGCAGGUGGCGGCCUCGGCUCCACGCACCGCAUCCAGCUCUCCGAGCCAGGCAUGAGGGCAGAGGGGAUGUCACCCCUCCUGGCUCUGGGGCUCCUGGUGGCUGGGCUCUGCUCCAGGGUCCACUGCCUCCCAGAGGGUGCACUUGACCUGGAGAAGGUGACCCAGGAGGACCAGCACAGAGAGGCAUCUGUGGACAACUUCACAUUAGCCUCCAGCAACACCAACUUCGCCUUCAGCCUCUACAAGCAGUUGGCUUUGAAGACCCCCAAUGAGAAUGUCAUCUUCUCCCCACUGAGCGUCUCCAUGGCCUUGGCCUUCCUGUCCCUGGGGGCCCGCGGCACCACCCUGACGGAGAUCCUCGAAGGCCUCAAGUUCAACCUCACGGAGGGGAAAAUUGUGGAUUUGUUCAAGAGGCUUGACCCACUCACAGAAGUGGUCCUGGUGAAUUACAUCUACUUCAAAGCCAAGUGGAAGUUGCCCUUUGACCCCCAAGUUACAAACCAGGCAGAGUUCCAUGUGAGCGAGAACAGGUCGGUGGAGGUGCCCAUGAUGAGGAUCCCGAGCCUGGUCACACCUAUGUUCCGGGACACGGCGCUGGGCUGCGUGGUGGUGGAGCUCCAGUACACCAGCAACGACAGCGCCCUCUUCAUCCUCCCGGACGAGGGCCGACUGGAGGAGGUGGAGGCCAAGCUGCUCCCGGAGACACUGAGGAGGUGGAGAGACUCACUGCAGCCCAGAGAAAGAAUUCAUCUCCUUCUGCCAAGGUUUUCCAUCUCCGGUGACUAUGAUCUGAAAGGCAUCCUUCCUCAGCUGGGCAUUAGGAAAGCCUUCACUGACAAGGCUGACCUGUCAGGAGUCACAAACACCACAGAACUGUGGGUUUCCCAGGUGGUCCACGGCGCUGCUCUUGAUGUGGACGAAGAAGGCACUAAAGCAACUGCGACCACGGGAAUUAGCAUGGAAAGCAAGUCCAUGGACAUGAUCCCUGUGCACUUCAACAGGCCCUUCCUGUUAUCCAUAGUGCACAGAGACACCGAGAGCGUCAUCUUUUUGGGCAAAGUCACAGACCCCAGUCAGGCCUAGAGCUCCUCUCUGAGCUGUGAGCCCCUUCCCUAAGGAGCUAGGUGCCCACAUCUUGGGCACAGCCUGGCCUCUGUGCACCGAGGAGCUGGCCUGCCUGCCCUCCCCCCUACCUUGCUCNUCCUUCAGAAGGUGACAGUGACUCUGCUGGUGGCUCCCACAUGUACAGGGAGUCUGUGCCCUGGUCAGUAGUAGCUCUGAGACCCUCCUCUGACAGCAAUAAACCACUUUGUGUGGACUGGA
Messenger RNA from Vicugna pacos (alpaca), 1431 nucleotides. The record is from RefSeq and is a predicted model, not a curated record. Lineage: Eukaryota; Metazoa; Chordata; Mammalia; Artiodactyla; Camelidae.